UCUUCUUCUCUUCCACUUAAUUCUCUUUCUCUCUCUCUCUCUCUCUCUCUCUCUCUCUCUACCUAAUCCUAUAUAUAUAAAUUUGUCUCAACAUAUAAAUAUAAAUCACCAUUGAUAUAACCUUAACUCUUUAACUGACAAACAUACACUUCUUUUGAGCUUGCAUUGUGAUCAAAUAUAUUUUUGAUUGACAUGAUUUCCUCAAAGAGCAAGAAGAUAUGGUGGUCCAAGCUCAAAUCUUCAUUUUCAUCAAAAAAAGGAAAUUCAAAGAGGAAAGAUACAACAAAGGAAGGUAGCUUAUGUAGGAAGCUAAACGUAAACGAAGAGUACAAGGAAGUAUUCAGGACCAAAUCUUAUAUGGAAAUAUGGAGCAAAGUUCAAGCUUUAGAUGAUAAUAACCAACAAUGUUAUUCUCGUUCAUCAUCAUCAUCUUCAUCUUCAUAUGUUUCAUAUUCUUCUUCUUCUUCCUAUAAAUAUAAUUCAUCAUCAUCCCCAGUUCCUUUCUACAUGCAUCAUCUCUCAGAUUUUCUCCUAGAACCACGGCAAGAGGCUGUGAUCGAUAUAAUAAAAUCCUCAAAUCUUCAAACCCUACUUAAUGACUACUUUGAUGCAAGCCUUGAAGCCUGCAAUAUAUGUGAGUUGCUCUUAAGAGGUAUCCAUAAAACUCGGUCUAACCACCGCCUCCUCGAGAAGGUGAUCAACUUAUCUGAAGGAGGAGGAAUGGAAGAUGGAGAAGGAGAAGGAGAAGGAGAUUAUUUUAGUAGAUUCACAUGCCAUAAAAUAAUACUACUCCAAGAAUUAGCUUCAUUUGCAAGCUUAAACAACCCUUUAUCAAAUAUCAUAAAUGGGACGGUUGAUUUUCGUAAGAUCCAUGACAAAUAUUCCCAUUUACUCCGAAAAUUAACAAACAGGAAGAGAAGAAUCAAGCGAAAGGAGAAAUUUACGCGAUUUUACAAGAAGGCGGCUGGCUAUGGCUUUGUGAUCACCUACUCGGUGCUUGCUAUUGCUUUACUAGCCCUAGCAAUGCAUAGCAUGGUAGGUAUUCUAGGAGCACCAGGGUUAUUAUUGCCACUUUCUAUGGGUGUGAUGAAGAAAGUAAAGGGUGGAGGAUCGCUCAAGGCAAACUUCCUUAAACACCUAGGAUCACAGCUAGAUGUCGCGGCUAAGGGAAUGUAUAUCUUCAUCAAUGACUUUGACACCGUGGGGAGGCUUGUCACACGCCUGCAUGAUGAGGUUGAACAUAAGAGAGAAAUCGCGGCCAUGUGUGUCAGAAAUGGGAAGAGUCAUCAAGUUAUCAGGGAAGCUUUAAGGAAUAUUCAAAUGCAUCAACAAGGUUUUGUAGAACAAUUGGAAGAGCUUGAACAACAUAUUUACUUGUGCUUUUUAACUAUAAACAGAUCAAGGAGAUUAGUUACUGAAGAGAUAUUGGCCCCUUUCAAUACCUGAGGUAAUCUCUUCCAGAGACAUUUCAAUUCGUCAGGAAGGAAUUCUUACAUUGAUUAUUGAUAGUAUAUGUAAUUUGUAACAGUUAGUUAAUUCUGGACCAAGCUAGCAAGAUGUAUUGCAUGACUUUUAAUUUAUUGAUAGAUCUUAGGAAAACAAAAUAAUUCAAGAUAUAUGUUUUAACAUAGAUAGGUUAAAGUGGAAUAUAGUUAGUACUUAGUUGGAUGAUAUAGGCAGCACCGUAAAUCAAUGUAGGGUGUAAAUACACAUACGAUAUCCAUCUCUUGGCUUUUUAUUAUGUUUCAAUUUUGUUUCAAGACAUAUAAUACAAAUUAUACACGGCUCAAUUUUUUUAUGCA
Molecule: messenger RNA, 1802 nt
Organism: Beta vulgaris subsp. vulgaris (sugar beet)
Lineage: Eukaryota; Viridiplantae; Streptophyta; Magnoliopsida; Caryophyllales; Amaranthaceae
Product: UPF0496 protein At1g20180
Exons: 2
Coding region: 193-1446 (417 amino acids)
Source: RefSeq, a predicted model, not a curated record